AUGCUCGUCCUUGCGUUGCUUACUUGUACUACGUUGUUUAUAUCGUCGACGUCUGCGGCAUCUACAGGCCGUAUCUUGCACUUUUCGGACGUCCAUUUGAAUAUUUCGGAACCGGUCUCCUCUAUCGACAAGACCCGUCUUCCCAUCCGUUAUUUUGCCGACGCACCAUUGACACUUCUCGAGUCUGCGCUGGCUUACGCUAAAGAACACGUGGUGGACAUUCCGGACAUUUUCCUGUACACGGGGGACCACACGGCACAUGGAGACUUUACUGAUGACUACAUUGCAAAAGCCGUGCAGAAAAAUGUCCGUAUGAUGGAGAGUUAUUAUCCCCCAAAGGACAGGAUGAUGCUGGAGGCUACAGCCAUUAUUGGCAAUGCUGAUGGAAACCCGGACUAUCACAUGGAGGUGACGGACCCAGAGACUGAGACAAACCCAUCCAUUAAACUCAUCUCGGAGGUGUGGGAGGAUUCACUCUCGGCUGUAAACAUCGAUAUGCUAAAUCGACGUGGAUAUCUGAGCUAUGCACUCGAUGACAAGCUACACGUGAUCACGCUCAAUACUGUGCCAUACUCGCCGAGUCAUUCGCCAGACACGUCAAACCAGCCGGAUCCAUUUGGACAAUUUGCCUGGCUGGACAAGACGCUUGCUGGGCUGCAGAAUGCUGGCAAGUUUGCAUACAUUGCUGGUCACAUUGCUCCGAUCGUGGGCUCAUACGGGGGUAAUUUACAGUGGCACACGAAGUACAUUGUCAAGUACAAGAGUGUUGUUGGCAAGUAUGCCGAUGUCAUCAAGGCCCAAUUCUUCGGUCAUAUCCAUAGUGUCGAGUUUCGUGUACCUGUGAUGUCGCUCGAUGAGGCUGUCAGCGAGGACGACACCUUUGAGCUGCCGCCGAUGUACAUUACGGGCUCUAUCUCGCCGAUUUUUGGCAACAACCCAUCCUUCAUGGUAUGGGAAUACGAUACGGAGACGUACAAGGUGUUAGACUACGCCGUGUACGGAUCUGACAUCGGGGAAAGCGAACCUCAGCUCGACUGGAAGCUGCUGUUUAAGGCGAGCGAGGAUUACGGUCUAAAGUCUUUAUCUCUGAUGGAGCUUUCGGCCUUCGUCCAACGUGCAGAACGAAAUUUCAGUUUGGUGGAGAAAUACUACUGGAACAUGAAGGCACGUUCGCCCAAUGCUCGACCUUGCAAGGACGCAGUCUGUCUUUCAAAGACAUUGUGCACGCUCAAGUGGUGGAACACUAAGGACGAGUUUCUGGUCUGCAUAGACACGGCCCAAACGCUGAUCGCUGGUCUUGUGGAUGGCAACGAUGCAACUGAGAUUUCUAUGUCGACUGCUGACGUAGCAGCAGCUUCCUCCAGCACCUUGCAGAGCAAUUUCGCACUCAAAGACGUGCUGCUCACGAUCGGAACGACAGCACUAGCAACCGUCGUUGCAAUAGCAUGCGUUGUAUUGACCAUUUACGGACUGAGACGUAGUGGAAUCCUCGAAAAUCGCGGGGCGUACGAUACCGUGACUAGACUCGAGAGAUAA
Molecule: messenger RNA, 1536 nt
Organism: Peronospora farinosa
Lineage: Eukaryota; Oomycota; Peronosporomycetes; Peronosporales; Peronosporaceae
Source: the annotation of a GenBank genome assembly